This is a messenger RNA of Pecten maximus, 1887 nucleotides long. Its product is annotated as E3 ubiquitin-protein ligase TRIM56-like. Gene Ontology annotation, molecular function: ubiquitin-protein transferase activity. NCBI's taxonomy places the organism in Eukaryota, Metazoa, Mollusca, Bivalvia, Pectinida, Pectinidae. The transcript is spliced from 4 exons. The record is from RefSeq and is a predicted model, not a curated record. Gene Ontology annotation, biological process: positive regulation of DNA-templated transcription. Bases 1 to 1887 code for a protein of 628 amino acids. Gene Ontology annotation, cellular component: nucleoplasm; chromatin.
AUGACGGGCCUGGACGAAAUAUCACUGGUGACUUGGGAAAAAGGUAAUGGAAGAAUGCCGUAUGCCAGCGAGUGGGAAUAUUCUAGGAAAUUUAAUGGACACAAGGAUACCAAUGGUGACAAGGAGUUUAAUGGACGCCAGGUUGCGGGUCAUGUCAGAGAGAUUAGUGGACAACAGCUGGCGGACCUGGUUCUUGACUUUAAUGGUCUCAAGUUGGCGGAACUUGUUUGGGAGUUUGAAUGGUCAUCGGGGGUUGGAAAUGUGUUGACCCUCACUAUGGCCGAAGGUGGACGCCCUCCAGAACUGGAUUUACACUUACUGGAAUGUCCUAUCUGUCUGGAGCGACUUCAGAAACCCAAGUCCUUACCCUGUUUCCACUGCUUCUGUCAGAAAUGUCUCGGGACAUACAUCACGAAGGAGUUGUCAGGGAAGAUGGCGUCAGAAGCUUCCUUCCCUUGUCCUGUCUGUAGGAGGGUGACCCCGCCUGUCAAUCCUGUGGAAUCUAAGGACAAAUGGGCAGAACAUUUCCCUACUAACCCUGUGAUCCAGGACCUCAUUCAGCUCAAGGAACGAUCGUCUGAACCACUGUACUGUAAACCCUGUCAGACAAAAGGUAACAUGACCAAUCCUGCGAAGUUUUGGUGCAAGGACAUGAAGGCGAAUUUUUGUGAAACUUGUAAGACACAGUUUCAUGAUAUCAUACACAGUGACUGUGACAUCUUGGAUAUAACCGGAUAUGGCGGAGGUCGACCAAAACAGGAAAAGUCAGCCCCUCGAUGUGACCAACACGAUGAGAAGAAUGUUUGGUAUUGUGAGGACCACCAACUCUUAGGAUGCCAGAUAUGCGUUUUUGAAAACCACAGAAGUUGUGAGGAAGUGACAACAACGAUAAAAUAUUUUCAGAAAAUAAAAGAUGGGUCACGGCUAGAAGACAUGCAAGACAUGCUGAAGAAAAACACGGAGGUUAUUGGCAUAAUAGUGAAGGACUUUGACGAACAACUUCAAAGUCUGGUACAGAACCAGGAAAUAGCACUACAGAGUAUCACCGAUCUCCAUCAAAAGGUCGAUAAACGGCUAAAAAAGCUACAGAAAGACGUCACAGACAAGUUGAUCGCGUCGUUUAAAGAAGAGAAGAUAAACAUGGAGGCGUCAUUACGGCAGUGUGAACGUCUGAUGAAUAGUAUGAUGAAUACCAUGAAGUCGACUGUUACUGCCGUAGAGGGAAAUGACCACAUUGAGACGAUAGUGCUGUACCGGAGAGGACAGGCAGAGGUGGAGUCGUGUAAGGCCAUGAUAACGGAGAUGGGAAAGUCGUACAUGUCCGUCAGCAUCAAACAUCAGGUUGUUAGUGGACACGGAAAUCUUGAUGACGACGGAAUGGGAAAGAUCAUAAUCGAGAAACAACCACGACAUUUCCCUGGCAACCAUUGUGAUCUAGAACCACACUUGUUAGAAAGAGAAAUGAAGGAAAUCGGAAAGUUCAACAUUAAGAUUCCGUCGGAUGAAUAUAAUUGCCGUGUCUGUGGUGUUGUGUUCCUCCCAUGUGAUCAAAUCGUUGUAAGUGAUAACUACAACAAUAAGCUGAAGCUGUUUACAGAAAAAGGACAGUUCCUGGACGAGUUCACCAUUCAAGGACGUCCCACUGAUCUGUGUCUGGUAGACAACAACACUGUGGCGGUCGCUGUCGACAGUCCUGGUGGUAUACAUGUCGUGAAAGUCGAGGCAUCCAAACUCUCCCUGUCGUCUGAGAUCAGGAUGUCAAACGAUACUGGAUUCGGAAAGGACCCUGUUAAAAAGGAACACGUCAUCGGGUUUAUUGGAAAGAUACUCGUAAACAGAGAUGCCGAACAUUCAUCUUCAUUGUCACCUGCCAAGGAUUAUACGUAG